AUGGCGACUCGGCAAGCAACCGUCCUCACGGCCCUCCUCCUCGCCUCGCUGCUCCCGCUGGCGCUCUCGCGCGGGCUGGGGCUCGGGCGCGGGCAUGUGCGGCCGCACGCGCACGGGGUGGGGCUCGGGCGCCGUCACGCCCAGCCGCACCCGCAGCCGCACGGGCACGCCCCGCUCGGGGGCGGCGGGUGGUCCUCGGCCCACGCCACCUUCUACGGCGGCGGCGACGCGUCCGGCACCAUGGGAGGCGCUUGCGGGUACGGCAACCUGUACAGCCAGGGGUACGGCACCAACACGGCGGCGCUGAGCACAGCGCUCUUCAACAACGGCCUCAGCUGCGGCGCCUGCUUCGAGGUCCGGUGCGAAGCCGCCGGGGGCGGGAGCCACUCCUGCCUGCCUGGCUCCGUCGUCGUCACGGCCACCAACUUCUGCCCGCCCAACAACGCGCUCCCGUCCGACGACGGCGGCUGGUGCAACCCGCCGCGCGCCCACUUCGACAUGUCGCAGCCCGUAUUCCAGCGCAUCGCGCUCUACAGGGCCGGCAUUGUCCCCGUCUCCUACCGCAGGGUUGCGUGCAACAAGAAGGGCGGCAUCCGGUUCACCAUCAACGGCCACUCCUACUUCAACCUGGUGCUGGUCACCAACGUGGGCGGCGCCGGCGACGUGCACGCGGUGGCCGUCAAGGGUGACCGCUCCCCGGGGUGGCAGGCGAUGUCCCGCAACUGGGGCCAGAACUGGCAGAGCAACACGCUCCUCGACGGCCAGGCCCUCUCCUUCCGCGUCACCACCGGCGACGGCCGCUCCGUGGUCUCCACCAACGCCGCCCCCCGCGGCUGGUCGUUCGGCCAGACCUUCAGCGGGGCCCAGUUCAACUGAACCUCCACCCACCACCAUCGCCGCUGCGUCCUCGACGCGCGAGUAGUAGCAGUACUAGUAGUGGAUGGUCGUAGUAGUUCCUUCUACGUCUCCCCCAAUUGCAACUUGCUGGGAGGCGCCAUGGUUUUAUGAGUGGCGCAUCUCACAUUGGUUCUUGGGAAUUACCGGUAGUUUAGGCCGAGUAAGCAUGGGUUUUAUCGUGCUGGUGUGAGCCUAGAGUCAGUGUUCCUUGGUUGUUUCGGCUAGGGAAUUGGAGGUGGUGGUAAAGGCUUGGCUUGGAGAUUAAUGGCGGCCGCCUUGUAUCACCCGCCAAUCAGCGUUUUGGGCCUCAUGGUGAUGGCCAAAACCUCUUGGAGAGAUGAGAUGAGAUGUUUUGUGUGGUGAAAGUGUGCUGGUUGUUGUAAUGAACCUUAUCAAGUUAUCCUUCAGAACGGCUUAAUUUGUGUUGGUA
This is a messenger RNA of Panicum hallii, 1327 nucleotides long. Its product is annotated as expansin-A5-like. NCBI's taxonomy places the organism in Eukaryota, Viridiplantae, Streptophyta, Magnoliopsida, Poales, Poaceae. The record is from RefSeq and is a predicted model, not a curated record. Bases 1 to 876 code for a protein of 291 amino acids. The transcript has 3 exons. Gene Ontology annotation, biological process: plant-type cell wall organization. Gene Ontology annotation, cellular component: extracellular region.